GAUUAUACGAUAUAUACUUUUAUUGAUACAAUAAGUAUCAAGAAAUUUUAUCUAUCAAUGAAAUAUGUUAUCGAGAAAUGAAAAUUAAUAUAUAUAUAUAUAUAUAUAUAUAUAUAUAUAUAUAUCAUUCCAAUGGAAUGAUCGAAGAAUAAGAUCGACGAUAUAUGUUUAUGUGAGUGUGUGUGUAUCUAUCUAAUUAUGUAAAAUCUCGAGUAUCGAAAAUGUUCAUUCUUAAAAUGUGAGAUAUCGUUAUCUCGAUAUUAAAAUAAAAAAAAAAGAAAGUAAAGGGAUAAAGUGAGAACAUCGAGCGAUGUUGAAAGUCAAGGAAGAUAUCACGCCAAUAAAAAAGAUAUUUUUUUUUAACCCAAAGUGUUCAAUACUGUGUCCUUCCCUUAUCGUAGAUCAAAUUGUAUAUUCUCCAUAGUUGGUAGGCAGAAUGCCUCAGGGAUUCUUCCAAGAACUCUCGUUCCAUACCGAAAUUAUGAUUCUAGGCACAGACGCGGCCUCGAGAGGUCGAAACUCGAUGGGCGUUUACUUCGACGCCUUCACCGUUAACGAAAACGAAAAUGCUGUAUCCUUCUUCCGUUCCACUUUUAUGUCGGAUGGACAAUUUAAAACAAAAACUUUCGAUCGGAUGAAGAUAUUUUUCGACUGAUCGACGAAAUCAAAAUAACGAGGAAGAAUUUCACGUAAAAUAAAUCGGAGUGAGAGGAAAGGAAGGAAGAGGAAGAAGAAUUAACGACCACGAUUAUUGGUGUUGAAGGAAAAUUUUGCGAGGAUUGAAUAUGAGCGCGACUCGAUUUCGCUGGAUCGUGCGGUGUCUCGUGUGAAGAAAAAAGAAAGAAACUCUCGUGUCAGUGUUUCGACAGAACUUUAUCGGGAAUUUCAAUAUUUCUGUGUGAGACUCCGAAGUGUUCCUACUUUCAUUUUCUCUUCCUCUUUCCCUCUCUCUCUCUCUCUCUCUCUCUUUCUCUCUCUUUCUGUCUCUCUCUAUCUCUCUCUCUUCCUCUUUCAAUCUAUCUAUUUAUCAAUCUAUCUUUUUCUCCGUGAAACGGAUCGACUUGAAUCAUCGACUACGUCCAAACAUGUUAAUCCCUACGUGCUCGUCGUAGGAUAGCCGAGAGCUCGAUCGUUCUCCCUCCGCAGUUCGUAAUGAUUUCUCGUGGCGUGGUGGGACGAUACCGGAAGUGAAGUCAGAAUGGCGGAACCAGACGUUCACUCAAUGGAAAGUUAGACUUCUUUCAGUACGCUCGAGAAGUGGUCACAUUGUUCUUCGAUCUGAGGAACCUUUCGGUUUUUAAGGGAAAACGCUUUAAUAAAACAGAAAAACGGCGCGAAAAGUGAUAAGGGGAAGCUCGCGUGCUUUCAAGCGAGUGCGAAGGAUUCGUUUGUAAGGAGAGUGAGAGUGGGGGGAGGAAGAGGAGAUCUGUACGUUCAUGAAACCACCCUUCAGAGAUGGUCAGCCAACACGCGAUGGCCACUACUGUUCGCAAAGUAAAGCAGGAGAAUCGUCUUAGGCGACAGAAUCAGAAUCAAGAUGAGGAGGGACCUUACAAGGCAAUACCACCACCGAAACCGGUGCCGAACAAUCAGAAAAAACAGAACGGACUACAGUGGGACGAUCGGCGGGCGGUAGCCUUAGCACAUCCGCAAGUACCAACUUCCGGUACAGAAAGAAGAGACGCGAAUCACGUUGGGACAGAGAUCCGAAAUUCCGGGCAAAUUCCUUUUGCACCGGAAUACAGGAUGCCACCGCUCUAUGGAGAGGAACAGAGUUCGAGUCAGGCUCAACAGGCGGCCAGUCUGCAGACUCACAGUAGCAAGUUUCCGAUAGAACGAGAGGUGGUCCUUUCAUCGGGAGACAAGAAUUCAAAGAUUCCGAUUCUUCACGAGUACAAACAGAGGACUGCCGGAAGAGUAGCGAUUGCACCGGAUGCUCCUAUCAAGCAGCAGGCUUGGGUACAAGAGGCGAAUCAAAUGCACGAGGUGAGGCAAGAAGCUCAAGCGAGGAACUAUCAAUCGCAAGAAUCUUCAUUAUCGACCACAAGCGGAGCAGUCGUAAGAUCGACAAAGAUAGACGAAGAGAAGUCCAAGCCUUUGUCAAGGACCUAUCACACGAUCAAGGACAUGAUAUCCAGUCGAUUUGGUCAGAAUCGCAAGGACGUCGAGCCAGAACCGGAAGCGAGUUUGAACAACGCCGCUGACGAGUUAAGGAAACCUAGUAAGAGUAUCGAGGAGGAAGAAGCGAAAAAGAAAGAAGCCAUUUACGGGAAACCUCGUGCUCAAGAGCCUCCUGUCAACAUGCAGCAAUAUCCUAAAAACGCUUACGGUCAAUACGGGCAUUCGUACAGUUACCAGAGCAAUCAACAAAACGUACCACUACCUGGUCAACUUCAGCCGAACUUACCGGGACAGAGCGCACAGCUUCACGUAACCCAUCACGCUCCAGUUAGUGGAGUACAGACGGUCCAUCAAACUCAACUACCUUCUUUCGGUCAAUCAACGCCAGGUGGUCAACAGGUGCAAAAUGUCGCCAGAGAUUACGUCGUUCAAGGGACGGUCGAAUUGACGAAUCAACAAUCACAUCAAGGACUUCAUUCGAAUCCUUCUCAGGGACAGGGCCAAAAUAGCACGGUGCAGAAACAACAGCAGCAGCAGCACGGAUUACCGAUGCAGCAACAACAGCAACAACAACAGCAACAACAACAACAACAACAACAACAACAGCCACAACAGCAACAACAACAACAACAACAACAACAACAACAAGUAGGAAAUACCAUGCAGCACAUGAGUCAACCGUACCAAAGCACCCAACAGUUAUUGCAUCAGAACCAAAAUCAUCACCAAAGUCCACGAUUCGCGCAACAGCACGCUCAGAAUAUGCACCAACGUCAGUUGAUUCAGCAAAUGCAUCAACAACAAAUGGCAGGACAACAGCAAGGCGGUGCGAGGAAUGCUCAACCACAACAACAACAGGCAUAUUUCUCGAACAGCGUAUCGUACCAACAGUAUCAGCAAGCUAGACAGGCUAUGUCCAGGUCGCAAAUCGAUCUACCAAGUACCUCUAGACAAACUCAAGAAUUAAGGAUAUCCAGUCAAGAGGUAUAUUAUCAUUAUGCUCAAGGGAGGCCUAGGUACGGUGUACCACAAGUCUACAUGAAGUCGGAAACCAAUCAAGAGGUAGAAUUCCAAAGGCGAAAUUCAGCAAAAGGAAUAGAGAAGGCAGCCUCUCAACCUCAGCUCUCUUACGAAGAGGAACGAGCUAUUAGCGAGGCAUCGAGAAAUCCGGUGGUCGAUGGGCUAAAAAAUCACACGAUGGAUCCAUUGGACAAGGAGAAAUACGAGAUAACCGUUGAAGAUCGAGGACAAAACGAGUUUGGUAGGAAUGGUUCCCAGAGAAAAGAGGAUUAUAGGCCGGAAACUAGUUUUGGUAUACAUAGGGACGAAAUGAUAAGAUCCUCGACGAGAGAUCAUGAACAUUCUGGGGUUAAUAUUAUUCAACAGGAGAGUCAAGAUUCGCCGGAGAAUAUAUCAGUUCAAAAGAGGAUCGAGGAGUUGCAGAGGAGAACCGAACACGAUAAUAAUCAUUCGAUAGUUGGUAAAAUAUCGAAGGAAUCCGACAUGGAGGCAACGAGGAUCGGAGCCAGUUCGAAAACUUUAGGGUUGGAUGUUUCGAAGAGACUAGAAGCUGGUUCCUCCUAUUCGGGAAAAGAUUCUGCCACGAAAUCUGACAGUCGAAAGGAUGAACUGGAACAGGGUAUCGCUCGGCUUAAGAUUCAAAAUCAAGGAUCUGGCUCGGAUUACGAUAAAGCCGGUCAGAGUUCAUCGAACGUCGAUUCUGGAAGGGGUUCUGCGGUUUAUUCCAGUGGAAGGCGACCACCUCCGGAGGAUCGAAAUUUGACACAAGCGCAAGACUCAGAGUGGGUCGAUAUAGUGGAAUCCGAAUUGAGAAGCAUUUUAGAACCAAGAGACGUUCCAGCAAUGGCACACUCGACUCUAUCCGAAAGUGUAUCGUCCGUGACACCGCCUUUACCGCCUCUGUCACCCCAUGAAAGCCCACGGACGCCAAGAAAUCGAUACUCGGCGAGCUUGCCUUAUGGUUCCAAGCCGAGUUACGGUGAUUAUGGCAAAGCAAUGGAGAAGAGAGGGUUCCUAAGCAGCUCAAAACAUCGCGGUGCUUCAACAUCGAAAAAGGAUUCGAAUAAAAAGUUCUCUCAUCUUUUUGACUGGGAAGUUGCUGAUCUGACGUCUACGACGACCGGACUCGAUUUGGACUCGAUGCUGGACCGCAGUGAUUCCGAUCUUAGUACCAACGACGCCAGAACGAUCAGGAAGCAAUUGGAGGGUCUGGAAAAUAUGUACAGUGAGGUAUUGAAACUGUUAGGUGGUAGCGUGAAGAAGAGACGAAAGACGAGAGGUCUGACCAGUUACGGUUCCGUUUCUUCAUUACCAACGUCAUCUGUAUCUUCUAGACCAGUCACGAGACAUCACGAUAAACGCAGAUCGCAUAUGAUCGACGAUCGUAUGAAAAAAGCCAAAGACAUCAAGAGUAUCAACAAAAGAUUUCAACUGUUGGAGUCUCACGUGGUGACGUUGGCACGUUCGGUGGCACAUCUCAGCUCGGAAAUGAGAACCCAGCACAUGAUGAUGCAGGAAAUGGAGAACAUAAGGGGGGAAAUCGCGGCACUUCGAACCCAAACGAGCAUGGCGAUGGUGAGAUCGCAGUCGCAGCCAUUGAUAAAGGACUCCGAAUUACCGGCUCUGUCCAAUCCAUCGAGGGUGAAAAAACUGACCAAGUUUUUCGGAACGGAACCACCCCUUAUCAGACUCUUCCUCAGGGAACUUGGGUAUGAGAAAUACGCGAGUGCCUUCGAGAAGGAGAAGGUCGGUAUGGUGGAGUUGCCCUACUUGAGCGAAGAGAGAUUACAAAAAAUGGGAAUACCCUUGGGACCAAGGCUGAGAAUCCUACAGGAGGCAAGGAUAUCCGUGUGCAAGGACGCUGUUUACGUCGUAUGAAACGAUACGUCCCCUUUUAUCGCUUCGUCGAUAAUGAGACCAAUUUUAUUAUAUGAUGUUAUUUCUUUUUCUCUCUCUCUCUCUCUCUUUCUCUCUCUUUUUCUCCCUUUCUCUUUUUCUUUAUUUUUUUUAUAUUCUCUUCUUCAUUCAAUCUGACAGGUUUUAAAGCGUACCAAAAUGUACAUAGGAUCAAACGCACGUUUGUGUGUGCCUCCGACUGAAAGGAUUAGCAUAUAGACUUUAAAUCGAACAAAACAUUUUUAUAUAAUAUUAUUCACUUU
Molecule: messenger RNA, 5300 nt
Organism: Vespa mandarinia (Asian giant hornet)
Lineage: Eukaryota; Metazoa; Arthropoda; Insecta; Hymenoptera; Vespidae
Molecular function (GO): protein binding
Source: RefSeq, a predicted model, not a curated record